Molecule: messenger RNA, 1029 nt
Organism: Plutella xylostella (diamondback moth)
Lineage: Eukaryota; Metazoa; Arthropoda; Insecta; Lepidoptera; Plutellidae
Product: trafficking protein particle complex subunit 2-like protein
Biological process (GO): endoplasmic reticulum to Golgi vesicle-mediated transport
Cellular component (GO): TRAPP complex
Source: RefSeq, a predicted model, not a curated record
ACUAAUUUUAUUUGUUAUGAAUUAUUCUAAAAUCCGCGGGCCUUGACAUGAUUAUUUUUUGUGUCGUUGGCAGCACUGAGUCGAUUUUCGGUGUCACAAUAAUGGCUGUUUGCGUCGCUGUUAUUGGAAAAGAUAAUUCUCCGCUUUACAUUGGCGGCGUCGGAAACGACACAAGUACCGACAAUGAACUAUCUCGACAGUGGUUGGUUCAUACGGCUUUAGAUGCUUUAGAAGAACGUCUCGCCUCCACUAACAACAGCAACACCAGCUCCGGCUCAAACGCAGCGCGAACAGAUCUGCGAGACCUAUACUUGGGAUUGCUUUACUCAACGGAUACGCACAAAAUCUAUGGAUAUGUGACGAACACAAGAAUCAAGCUGGUGCUGGUGACUAACUCAGCGUCACCGAGUGGCAACAACAUCCGCGACGCCGAGGUGCGGACCGCGCUGCGUCGCCUGCACUCUUUGUACGCCGAUGCCAUUUGCAACCCAUUCCACUUGCCUGGUGAUCAAAUUACUUCUGCGAAAUUUGACAAGCAAGUGAAAAAUCUGAUGGCGAACAACAUUUAACUAUUAACUAAUUUAUUUAUACAUAUUUUUAUGGGUCUUUCAUUAUGGUGAAUUUUUAUUAAUGCUUUUUCAACCUGCUCUGUGCGAAUGUAAUUGAAAAUAAUAGCCUUAAGUAACCACUAUAAAGUUUACGCGAACGUAUUAAUCUGUCUCGGUGGUUUUAUAGGUACAUUCAUGUCACUAAAAUCAUAAAAGUCUGAGUUUUAUUUUUAAUAUAGGCACUUUAAUUUUUAUUUUUAAUGUAACUGAAAUAUGUUAUUAAAUACCUCCUGAAAUAGAACAUUUUUACCGAAGGGAUGAACUCCGUCUUUUUCGUUUCCGAGGCGGGGUUUGGCGCCUGAGCGUAGCGACGGCUCUAAUAAUCCGGGAGAUAACAUAAGGGGCUCUCCCGAGGUAAACACUUUGCUUUUCAUUACAAAUGCGAGGGAAUAAAAAAUAAAAACAUGAAUUUAAAAGAUAA